AUGAGGAUCCACACUGGAGAGAAACCACACACCUGUGAUCAAUGCGGGAAGAGUUUCUCAGAUAAAGGAAACUUUAAGAGACACAUGAGGGUCCACACUGGAGAAAGACCCUUCACCUGUGAUCAGUGUGGGAAUAGUUUUCCAAGUAAACGAAACCUCAAGAGUCACAUGAGGAUCCACACCGGAGAGAGACCUUACACCUGUGACCAAUGCGGGAAGAGUUUCACUCAGGCUUAUGCUCUGAAAACACACCUGCUCACUCAUAGUGAAGAAAAACCAUUUAACUGUGAUCAGUGUGGUAAAAAUUUCCGUUUGGCAUCAGUCCUGAAGAGACACCUGAUGGUUCACACAAAGGAGAAGACUCAUUUGUAAUAUAAGGAAGUCAUUUACUUCAAGAGCACCAGAAAAAAAACAACUUUCAACUUUUUAAGAGAGACUUGAAUCUAAUAUUAAUUUUUAACCAGUUCUUCAUUGUUUUUCAUCAGACUUGCUCUGCCACUUCUGCUCUUCCAUGAAAAUGCAAGAUAUACUUUCAUGUUGUUUUGCAACUGGCCACUUUGCUUCUCUUCUUGUCAAGUCACCUUUAUUUAUAUAGGGCUUUUAACAAUACCGAUUGUGUCAAAGCAGCUUUACAGUAUCAAAUAGGAAAAUAGUGUGUCAAUAAUGUAUCUAUCAAUAGUAUCUGUGCAAUCAAGUCGACGGUAUCGCUGGAAAUGAAGUGUCCCCAACUAAGCAAGCCAGAGGUGACAGCGGCGAAGGAACCAAAACUCCAUUGGUGACAGAAUGGAGGAAAAACCUUGGGAGAAACCAGGCUCAGUCGGGGGCCAGUUCUCCUCUGGCCAGACGAAACCUGCAGGUUGUUCAAUGCUGCAGCAAAGUCAGAUUGUGCAGAGGACUCAUCUGGUUCCCAUGGUCUUUUCCCGAUGGCUGUCUAGGUGACGAGGUUUUCACUGGGGAUCAGUCUCUGGGGCUCAUCUAGUUGUCCUGGUCUCUGCUGAUGUUCAGGGCUGUAGAGGUCAUCUCUAGGUGCUGAUCCACCAUCUGAUCUGGAUACGGACUGGAUCGGGUGGCUACGGUG
Molecule: messenger RNA, 1078 nt
Organism: Onychostoma macrolepis
Lineage: Eukaryota; Metazoa; Chordata; Actinopteri; Cypriniformes; Cyprinidae
Product: gastrula zinc finger protein XlCGF8.2DB-like
Exons: 1
Coding region: 1-372 (123 amino acids)
Biological process (GO): regulation of DNA-templated transcription
Molecular function (GO): RNA polymerase II cis-regulatory region sequence-specific DNA binding; DNA-binding transcription factor activity, RNA polymerase II-specific
Source: RefSeq, a predicted model, not a curated record